Molecule: messenger RNA, 1266 nt
Organism: Hydra vulgaris (swiftwater hydra)
Lineage: Eukaryota; Metazoa; Cnidaria; Hydrozoa; Anthoathecata; Hydridae
Source: RefSeq, a predicted model, not a curated record
AUGCCAGAUGUUUGUUGCGCAUUUGGUUGCAGCAACCGAAGAAGCACACAAAAUGAAGGUUUAAGUUUUUAUCGCAUACCUACAAUGGAAACAGAGCGAAAAUCUGAACUUAGAUUAAGAUGGAUUGCCGCAAUUAGACGAGAAAAAUGGUCAGAAACUGCAAUUAAGAGUGCUCGGAUAUGUAGUGCCCACUUUGUAACAGGAAAAAAAUCUAAUGAUUCCCUUCAUGUAGACUAUGUACCAUCAGUAUUUUUAUUCCAUAAAAUUGCUGAAAGGAGAUCAAAAGCAUCUGUUGAACGAUAUCGGCGAUGUCUUCAACGUGGUUCUAAUAAACAGAAAAAUAAUGUCACUAAUUAUAACACAAAGAAACCUGUCAAUGUAAAUAAUUGUGAAAAUGUAUUAUCCGAAUCAAGUUCAUCCGAAUUAACGUUUGAUUGCCAAGAACCGAACGAAAAAAGUCUACCAAAGUUUGAAUUAUUUGAUUGGAUUCUGUCUUUCAUGAAAGACCAGACUGUGAAUCAAGUUGUGAAAUCGUUAUCGUUUGAAAAUCACUUAUUGCUUACUCUAAUGAAAAUUAGACUUGGUGUUACAAACUAUGAUUUAAGUAUAAGGUUUCACAUCACAAAAAAAAAUGUAUCUCUUACAAUCCGAAAAUGGUUACCAAAAUUAUCUGAAGUUUUGAAAAAUCUUAUAGUAUGGCCCAGUAAAGAUCUCCUGAGAGCUAACUUACCAAAAUGCUUCAAAAACUGUUGCUGCAUAAUUGACUGCACCGAAAUAUUUAUCGCAAGACCAUUAAAUUUAACAGCAAGAGCACAGACUUACUCUACCUACAAGUCACACAACACAAUAAAAUAUUUAAUUGCUAUGGCACCAGCUGGAACAGUAAGUUUUUUAUCCGCAGGAUGGGGAGGGCGGGUAUCGGACAAAAAAAUAACCCUAAAAUCGGGAUUUUUGGAUAAGAUAAUCCAUGGUGAUUGCGUUCUGGCAGAUAGAGGAUUUUUAAUCGAAGAGGAAUUAGCUACAAAAGGAGCUGUGCUAAGAAUACCUUCAUUUACUAGAGGAAAAAGUCAAUUAUCAGCACGUGAUGUAGAUAUAUCAAGGCAGAUAUCUCAUGCUAGAAUACACGUUGAACGUGUUAUUGGUAGAUUAAAAACAUUUAAAAUUUUAUCAACAAACAUUCCAAUAUCACAAGUAGAUUUAUUAGAUCAUAUCAUGGUUAUAAUUUCUGGCAUAAUUAACUUGAAUACUAGUAUUAUGAAAAUGUAA